Porites lobata is the source of this 352-nucleotide messenger RNA. Lineage: Eukaryota; Metazoa; Cnidaria; Anthozoa; Scleractinia; Poritidae. The record is from the annotation of a GenBank genome assembly.
AUGACGUCUGAGCAACGACUGCAGAAACUUCAUACCAUUGACGUUCACUACCCAGAUCUGGGUAAUGCUCCUGACUGGUUGAAGCAAAUUUCUCUCGUGACACGACCAAUCAGAAGCACUACCCAGAUCUGGGUAGUGACGCGUAAUCAGUAUGGAAUUUCUGCAAACGGUGCUCAGACGUCAUUUGGCGGGAAAACCUGUGGUCGCGUCGUGAAAUGUCGGCUGUUUCUCAGACUAUCAGUACACACUUCACACGAAUUUCUUUUCUCUUUGUAUAAAUCUGAAGAACGUAUUGUUUAAAUUGUCUGUGGGGACGAAGAUUUGCGUUUUUGCCCCAACUUUCUGUCAGUUU